Molecule: messenger RNA, 3066 nt
Organism: Penicillium manginii
Lineage: Eukaryota; Fungi; Ascomycota; Eurotiomycetes; Eurotiales; Aspergillaceae
Product: tetratricopeptide repeat protein
Exons: 1
Coding region: 1-3066 (1021 amino acids)
Biological process (GO): protein phosphorylation
Molecular function (GO): ATP binding; protein kinase activity; protein binding
Source: RefSeq, a predicted model, not a curated record
AUGUGGUCUCUCGGUGUGACCACCUACUUCCUGCUGUUUCACGAUUACCCUUUCUCGCUAGAGCAGUUACCAAGGCUCAAGCGAUACGUUGCAGGAAGCGAUUUUCCCUUCCCAGAGAACUUGAUAUCUCAGUCUUUGAGCCUAGGAUGUCGUCGGUUUCUCGAAGCAGCGAUGGGUCGGAAUCCGAGGAAUAGAAUGUCUUCUAAAGAAGCUCUGGAGAGUGAAUGGCUGAGUCAAUUUGAAAUCUACGCGGACCACGUUGAGGAUAUGCUUGUCUUCGAUAGCGAGAGCCAUGAGAGCUCACAGCACACAUCCUCCAUACCCGAUCAGGACCAGGAGAGUCAUUCAGCCCUUUCAAGUUCCCAGCGUGAGCCCGAAACAAACAAAUCACUCGCUGAAUCGGCUGUUCUCGCAAGCCUGACUCGGGAUGUUACUCAUAAUACGUCUACAGCAACCGAUCUAGAGAAAACUCUAGUUCCUCCUCACCAUGAAGCUGACGACCCUAACCCUCCCCAUGAGAUGAGUUGGGAUGGCACUCACUACACAUCUCUAAUACCCGAUCAGGAUGAAAAUUCGGUUUCUUUCGAAGUCGAAUGCAAAGCCAUCAAACCCGCUGAGGCUAGUCCGACUCAUGAUGAGACCCCAUACGAAAUUCCUAGAUCAAACCGUGAACAUAGUCCAGUUGACUUCCAACUUCAAGCUGUAUAUGAAGCUAUCAACAAUGUGAUGCCGAUGAAGACAAAUCUGGAUUUGCUUCAAACCCCAGACACCUCGGCACAUCCACAAAAUGAUAUCACAAUAAGAUCGAAGAUACCCCAUAUCCAUCCGUCUGUUCCCGAAGAAAGUGAUUACGGGGAAGAUCUCAGUGAUGGGAGUGUCGACGAAGUCCAACCGGAAGCGCGAGACACAGCACAACCAGCCGACCUCUCCACUUUAAAGGCUAAAAGCCCAGAAGUGAUGUUAAUUUCAUCAUCACCGUCGCCCCCAAAAAGAGAUCGCACCCCGGAAGAAAGGGCCCUCCUAAAUGGGACAAGAAAUUCAAUUUCCUCCAGGACCCGAUGGAAAUAUGAUUUGAAAUCUAAGUCGUGGACAGCUUCCGAUGAAAUCGUUGCUUCUGUAGACGAGAGUCAUGUUGAGACCAGUAUCACCAAACCUAAGCAUCAACAUGCGCUGUCGGAGAAAGAAACAAGGCGUCCCCAUUCCGUUGAGUCCCUGGAAACGGCUACGCGAAGGAGAGAGGAGAAGAGAGAGCAAAGCCAUCUGAAUACGGAAGAAGUCACACCCACGCCUCAACACUCUCAUCAGGAGACUCUAAAAUCAUCAGAUAGCCAUCGCAAAUCCAACAAUGCAGAGCAAGAUUCCACCUCUCCUGCAGCACCCCCCUCUCACUCUGCCGUCACAGAGAGCGAAGCCAAAGAACUGCAAUCGAAUAUCGCAAAUUUGUCUCAUCUAUUUAGCAAGGGAGAGCAGUUGGAUGGUGAGAAUCUACACGGCAAAGAACAAUACGAAGAAGCCGAGGAAUUGAUUGAAGAGCUUUUCAAAAUCCAAAGAGAUGGCCUAGGAAUGAAGAACGAAGCAACGCUGAAAACAGCCUAUCUCCUCGGGCAGGUCUGUUCUCGAUUGAACAAAUAUGAAAAGGCAUACUCAUACUUUCAAUACGCGACCGAAGGGCAACAUGAAACCCUUGGACCAUAUCAUCCCGAUACCCUCCUCUCAUUGAACGGAGUUGGCUGUGUAGAGAUCGACCGGGGCAAUCUGAGAGCGGCCGAAGCAAUUCUCAGAAAAACGAUCAACGCCCAACAGGCUAUUCUUGGACCAAGACACGAUGACACCAUUCAUACAGGCUAUAUGCUUGCCCUUAUACUUUUCAAAGAAGAGAAGUGGGCGGAGUCACGCUUUCACUUUCAGCCCCUGAUUAGUCAAAGACGCGGCACUGCUGGAGAAGCAACAAAAGCCAUGAGGCAAAGCUUGGCUAGAAGCGGCUUUGCCUCGUUUGAACUCAAAGAGUACAACAUGGCAGUUGAAUUUUUGACAGAGGCACUGCACUCACCGAAAGCCUCGCACAAAGGUAUCAUCAAAGUGGCAUUUGUAUUAGGCGAAUCUCUCUACCAUCUGGGACGAUACGCGGAGGCGAGAGCUAGCUUCGAGGAAGCCAUUCAAUCGGCUAAAUAUGUGGGAGUUACAACACGCGAAGAUUUAGCCCCUUUUCAUAUGCUUGCGCAUUGUCUAAUAGUGAUGGAGGAGUACGAGAGCGCGAGAGCUGCCUACGUCACUCUAUCUGAGCAACAGAAAAUAAUUCUUGGUCCGGCACACGAGGAAACAUUGGAUUCUAUGUAUGUCGUGGGGUUGGCAUCCACCAAGAUGGGAGAGCAUGAAACCGCCGAAGCGGUGUUCCAGGAGGUUCAAAGGAUUGGAUUUUCGGCUUCUGGUGCGAAGAGUGCUGUAGCUCUGCGCGCCACUCAUCAUCUCGGCAUAGUGCAGAAGGGAAGGAAGCAGUACAAGCUGGCUGAGAAGAGUUUCGAGCUAGCGAGGGACGGACGGGCUGCAUUAUUUGGCCCCACCAACGAAGAUGCCCUUAAUAGUCGCUUUUGUCUUUGUCGUAUGCAGAUCGAGAUGCGGCACUACGAGGCUGCGGAAGAUAAUUGCCGUGAGGCUUUGAACUAUGAGACCGAGGCCCAUGGACAUCCUCAAGAUCGCACCUUGGAGAACCUCAAACAGCUUGCAGAGGCAUAUUUCGCGGAAACGCUCCUUGAGAAGGCGGCUUCGCUGGGUGAACUUUUGGUGCAGAAAAGGAAGGAGAAGAACGGAGGGACGGAUACAACCACUAUAAAAGCAGAGCAGUUGCUUGCAGAUAUUCAUCUUUCUAUGAAAACAAAGAUAGCAGAUUUGGAAUUGGAACAGGAGAAGGCGAAGCAGAGGGCACAGCAAAGGGAGAAUCUACGACAGUUUGAAAUGGAGAAGUCAAGGGAGCUGCAGAUGGAACUGGCUACAAAGGAGCAGAAAAACAGAGGUCCAGCAUGGCCAAAGUCUCUGAGGGCGAAGAUAAGGGCCAUAAUGGAUGACUAG